Molecule: messenger RNA, 2741 nt
Organism: Stegastes partitus (bicolor damselfish)
Lineage: Eukaryota; Metazoa; Chordata; Actinopteri; Pomacentridae
Gene: parp12a
Product: poly (ADP-ribose) polymerase family, member 12a
Exons: 11
Coding region: 82-2172 (696 amino acids)
Cellular component (GO): nucleus
Molecular function (GO): metal ion binding; NAD+ poly-ADP-ribosyltransferase activity
Source: RefSeq, a predicted model, not a curated record
CGGUUUCAUUUCUCAGACCAGCAGCCGUCAGAAGUCAUCCAGCUGUAGCUCUGCUCACAUCUGAGCUAAACCCGCCUCAGGAUGGCUUCGCUCAUCUCUAAGUUCGUCAUCAAGACCCUGUGCGACCAUCAGGGCAGUUUGGACUUCCAGCGGCUGGACGAGACGAUCGCGCAGAGUUUCACGGUGGAUAAAUCGGUGCUGCGGUCUGUCCUCUUCGACGACGGUAAAAUCGCCAUCCAGGCAGGAAGCGUGAAUCUGCCCGACGGCCACAUAACGAGCCCAGACAGCCUGGUGGUGGCGAAAACCAACCUGCGGCUCUGUCAGAAGAAGACAGGAGAGUGCGCUCAGUGCCUCGGCCUACACCUGUGCAGGUACUACGUGUGCGGAGACUGCAGCUUCGGACUCAGGUGUAAAAAUCCCCACAGUCUGGCCAUUCCAUACAAUCAGGAGCUUUUGAAGAGAUACGGUCUCCACGACUUGACGGAGAAGCAGCUGUUUCAGCUGCUACUGCAGAAUGAUCCUUAUCUGCUUCCAGAGGUAUGCCCACAUUACAACAAGGGCAACGGUUUGCACGGCUCCUGCAGAUUCGCCACCUCCUGCACCAAGCUCCACGUCUGCCAGCACUACCUACAGGGCGACUGUAAGUUUGGCUCUUCGUGUAAAAGAACCCAUAAUCUGGACGCACAGGGAAUGAAGCUCGUCCAGGGAUUAAGCAAGGAGAACAUCGAAAACCUCUUCAAGAUCUACAGAAAUAAGUUCAUCAUCAUGGGUCUACAGGCGAGACCGGCCGCUGUUGUCUCCGUGCGGCCAGAGGUGAGAAUCCCCACUCGACAGCCCUCCCAAAGCAGCGCUGGAUCUCCCACCAGUGCUGCCUGUCCAUCCAAAGCCCCGAGUGACGCCGACAGAGAUGAAAUCUGCCUCUUCUUCAUUCGCAGACACUGCAGCUUCAAAGACAGGUGUGUUCGUGUCCACUGGCACCUGCCUUACAGAUGGCAGAUUCUAGACAGCGAUGGAGCGCCCUGGAAGGAUCUGGUCAACAUGGAGGACAUUGAGAAGGCCUACUGCGACCCGGCACAUGACACCAGCUGCACGGAUCAACCAGCGGCCACCUCUGGGAUUUUCAAAUUGCUGUCUUCCAUAAGCUCCGCGCCGCCCAGCGUGCAGUCGGUCGAUUUCACGAAAAUGACGUAUGGCCGGUCUCCAGUCCGCCGCCUGACCACGGCCUCCUCCGUCUCAAAGCCGCCUCACUUCAUCCUGACAACGCAGUGGGUUUGGUACUGGAAGGACGACGGCGGGACGUGGCAGGAGUUCGGACAGGGUGAUGCUGAUUCAACAGUCACGUCCCAGACCCUGGAGAACGUGUACCUGGCAGACAGAGACACAGAGAUUCCCUUUAAGGUGGGCCAGCAGCAGUACGUUCUCCACUUCAGAGACGCAGCGGGAACCCAGCAGAUGUAUCAGGAGAAUGUGAAAUACAAAACCAAGAGAGAGGUCAGGAGGAGGCCUCGCUUCGUGUCCGGUCAGGACGUGGAGGUGGCGCUGAAGGGUAGUGCAUCAUCUCACAGCUCGUCCACGGCUGAAAACAUCCCGCCCCACUGGGACAAGAACGCCCUUCCUGAGUUUGGAUUCAAGCUCAUAUCGCUCUCCAAGUCUGCAAAGGAGUACAACAUGAUUGAGAUGCUGUUUAAGCGCACCAUGCCUCAGGCUCGAAUCACCAGCAUGCAGAGGAUCCAGAACACCUCUCUGUGGAAAGUCUUUCAAUGGCAGAGAGAUCAGAUGAAGGAGAGGAACGGAGGGAAGCCGGUCAAUGAGAAGUACUUGUUCCACGGGACAGACGAGUCCCUGAGCAGCGCCAUCUGUGACCAGAACUUUGACUGGAGGAUAUGUGGUGUCCACGGCACCGCCUACGGCAAAGGGAGCUACUUUGCCAGAGACGCGUCCUACUCAGACAGAUACGCCAGGGUCCGAGGAACCCCGGGUAAGAUCAUGUUUGUCGCUCUGGUCCUGGUGGGGGAGUACACCAAGGGCAGCAGCAGCUACGUCCGGCCGCCGCCGAAGCAAGGCAGCAGGGCUUUCUACGACAGCUGCGUCGACUCCGAGAGCAACCCCAGCAUAUACGUCAUCUUUGAAAAGCAGCAGAUCUAUCCGGAGUAUCUCAUCCACUACUCAUAGACCAUAAUGCUGCAUUUUGCUUUUCUGAAGAAGUAGUUAAACUGGUUGUAGCGCAUAGUUUAGUUUAGUUGGUAGAGGUUUGCGGUGGUGGAAGUCACAUUUUAAAAGUAAACACAAAAGUGAACAUACAAUGAAAACCUUUUAUUCUAAACCUUUCUGGAAAUCACACGGUUUAACAGAACUUAUUAAAGUGCCUGUAAAUGAAUGCAGCAGAGUUUCCACUGUGAUCUCUCACUAAUCACUGUUUAAUGCUGCAGCGUGUUCAGGUAGGACUCCAUUAAACCUCUGAUUUUAUUAAAUAUUUCCACCUGAAAUGUUAGGAUGAGGGUGGAAAUACUUCGCUGGGAUUGUGAGAAAAUACUCACCUUUGCAUUACACGGUAUAGACAGAAACGAAGCUUUUCCUGGACAGAUGUCUGCGCCGGCACUUUUACACUUAUGCUUUUUUUUUUCUUGACAACAAUGUCUGGCAAGGGUCACUAAUGGAAAUCUAAAUCAGGCAAACAGAGGGCAGCAAAUGAUUUGGUGUUGACUGGCUGUUACGAAAUAAACACACUGCAAAAUGUCAAA